AUCAACAGUCUCAACACGGAGCCAUGCAAGUUUGAAAGCUCCAUCCUAGCACGAUUUUGAACAGAAGCAUAAUUUUGGAUGUAAAGUAACUGAUCAUCUGUUUUUUAAAAAAAAAAAAUUUAGGAUAUAUUCGGAGGCAAAGGCAGUUACAGUUUGAUUGACAGCUCUUUCUAGUCAUUUCUAGUCAUCUAGUCAUUUGUAGUCACUUGUCAUUUUUCGCUUAAAUGACAGGCGCGCGCAUGUGAGUCGGCUGAAGGCAGUAACGGGAGUGAUGCGGUAGAGGAGCUCAGCGGUCACGAGCGAGAUUUUUUAUUUAUUUUACAUUUAAUAUUCGUGCCUCAACGAUGAAGACCAUACUCGCUGCAUAUUCUGGUGUCAAAAAGGGCUCAGGCUCCAGCAUCCUCUCGGCCUUGCAAGAUCUGCUCUCUGUCCCCUGUCUGACACAAUCCAAAAUCGUGAAACAUCUGCAGGUGAUCUGUGUUCUACACUUUGUCAGCACAUUUCUUGCCAUGGGCAUUGGCUGUUCUUUGCUGCUGAUGUACAUGUUUUGCACCGACUGCUGGGUACUUGCUGCCGUAUACACUGCCUGGCUUAUCUUUGACUGGAAUACCCCUAAACAAGGAGGCCGCAGAUCCACCUGGAUGAGAAAUUGGACUGUAUGGAAUUACUUUAGGGACUAUUUUCCCAUAAGACUCAUAAAGACUCAUAACCUACUUCCUAGCCGAAACUAUAUUUUUGGGUACCACCCUCAUGGUAUCUUGUGUUUUGGUGCUUUUUGUAACUUUGCGACAGAGGCCACCGGAUUCUCCAAGAAAUUCCCCGGAAUCAAGCCAUCUCUGGCCACGUUGGAUGGAAACUUCCGUUUGCCAGUGUUUAGGGAUUACCUGAUGUGUGGAGGUAUCUGCCCAGUAAACCGUAACUCCAUCGACUACAUCCUAUCUAGUAAUGGGACGGGCAAUGCAGUGAUCAUCGUGAUCGGAGGGGCUGCAGAAUCUCUGGACUGUGCCCCAGGAAUGAACUCUGUCAUGCUGAAAGGGCGCAAAGGCUUUGUGAAACUGGCCCUUAAACAAGGUGCUGACCUGGUGCCCAUGUACUCAUUUGGAGAGAAUGAGGUUUACAAACAGCUCAUCUUCGAUGAUGGCUCCUGGUGGCGUGCGACUCAGAAGAGGCUUCAGAAGAUUCUAGGUUUUGCCCCGUGUCUGUUCUAUGGCUGUGGAAUGUUCUUCCCUGACUCCUGGGGCCUUUUGCCUUAUUGCAAGCCUAUAACUACUGUUGUCGGUGAACCCAUCACAGUUCCGAAAAUCGAGGACCCGUCUCAGGACAUCAUAGAUAUGUACCAUGCUAUGUACAUCAGGUCCCUCAAGUCUUUAUUUGACAAUUACAAGACUCGUUUUGGUCUAAAUGAGAGUGACACACUUGUAAUUCACUGAAAGACUGCAUUGAGAAAUAACUUUACAAAACAACACUGUGGCAGCUGGAAGAUUUCCCUCCCAAAUAAAGUUCCUGUUCAGAGAAGGCAAAAGUAAUGCUGUGCCUAUAAGCAAAGCCAUUUUAUUUGACAUUGUCAAUAUUAAAUGUAUUGACAGUAAAACAAGUGUACAUUUAUGUCCCCCUGUCUAAGGGUGGCAUGUUAGGAGCGCUGUUAUGUCAAAUUUUUCAGAUUUCAGACAAUUGCUCUUUGCUUUAAAUGCUCUCUCUAAAGACAUAUCCCUAUCCAUUUUAUACUGUACCAAAACAGGUACUUACAUGUACUGAACUACAUGGGAGGCAGUGAAACUAGCCUGUGUCACUGUUGCUCAAUGCCACUAGAUGGUGGUCCUAAAUAAUUAAAGGAAGAGUUCACCCAAAAAUAAAAAUUCUCUCAUCAUCCCAGAUGCGUAUGACUUUCUUUCUUCUGCAGAACACAAACAAAGGUUUUUAGAAGAAUAUCUCAGCUUU
Messenger RNA from Myxocyprinus asiaticus (Chinese sucker), 1938 nucleotides. Its product is annotated as diacylglycerol O-acyltransferase 2-like. Gene Ontology annotation, biological process: triglyceride biosynthetic process. The coding region runs from base 345 to 1430 and encodes 361 amino acids. The transcript is spliced from 8 exons. The record is from RefSeq and is a predicted model, not a curated record. Gene Ontology annotation, cellular component: endoplasmic reticulum membrane. Gene Ontology annotation, molecular function: diacylglycerol O-acyltransferase activity. NCBI's taxonomy places the organism in Eukaryota, Metazoa, Chordata, Actinopteri, Cypriniformes, Catostomidae.